GUGACAAAAAACAAAAAAGCUGGGCUGCUCGGAUCACGAUCUAAAACGGAGACGGGGCAGGCAGCGCCGCCCUCUGUGGUGCGCAACAGCUCAACGUCAGGCAGCGGCUCACUCAGGAAAUUCAAAUAGCGAUCUGUCCACAACACAGCCGCACGCAUCUUUAUGCUCCAAGGUCAUCGCAGCCGGCAGCCCGCGGAGGACACGCACGCACAGCCUCCUUCAGAAGCGUUCAGCAAAUCUGCGUUGAGUUGGGCCAGUGAUGCCAACCCCAGCCACAAGUCCUGCUGUGCCCCCACCAGAUGGUGGGUGGGGGUGGGCUGUGGUACUUGGAUCUUUCAUCUCCAUAGGAUUCUCAUACGCUUUCCCGAAAGCCAUCACAGUCUUCUUCAAAGAAAUCCAGAACAUUUUCGGCGCCUCCUACAGUCAGAUCGCAUGGAUCUCCUCCAUCAUGCUCGCCGUCAUGUAUGCUGCAGGUCCCAUCAGCAGCAUACUGGUGAACACAUAUGGCUGCAGACCCAUCGUCAUGAUGGGGGGCUGCCUCUGUGCCCUGGGCAUGAUCUCAGCUUCCUUCUGCACUAAUGUGUUGCAGCUUUACAUCUGUAUGGGAGUUGUUACUGGACUGGGGCUGGCCUUCAACCUGCAGCCAGCGUUGACUAUGAUAGGGAAAUACUUCUAUAAGAAGCGUCCGAUUGCUAAUGGGCUGGCAAUGGCAGGCAGUCCAGUCUUCCUCAGCACCCUGGCUCCUCUCAACCAGUAUCUCUACAAUCAGUUUGGCUGGAGAGGAAGCUUCCUCAUCUUGGGUGGCCUGCUGCUGAAUUGCUGUGUGGCAGGUUCGCUCAUGAGGCCUUUAGGACCUCCACCUGGCAAGGUCAAGAAGGAUGAAGAGUUGGCCGCCAUUGCUACCACGAGCAAGGAGAAGCGCAGUUUUUUGCAAAUAGUUAACAAGUAUCUGGACUUAUCUCUGUUCAAGCAUCGUGGCUUUCUCAUUUACCUGUCGGGUAAUGUCAUCAUGUUCGUAGGCUUCUUCGCACCUAUUGUUUUCCUUGCUGCCUAUGCAAAGGACAUGGGUGUAGAUGAGUACUCUGCUGCCUUCCUGCUCUCAAUCCUGGCUUUUGUGGACAUGGGUGCCAGGCCUUCCAUGGGGCUACUGGCCAACUCUCGUUGGGUCAGACCCAAGAUCCAGUACUUCUUCAGCUUUGCUGUACUGUACAAUGGAGUAUGCCAUAUCCUCUGUCCACUGGUUGAAAGCUACACUGGUUUGGUGGUGUAUGCAAUAUUCUUUGGCUUUGCCUUUGGAAUGGUCAGCUCAGUGCUGUUUGAGACCUUGAUGGACCUGGUUGGAGCUCAGAGGUUCUCCAGUGCUGUGGGACUGACCACCAUUGUGGAGUGCUGCCCAGUUCUCAUUGGGCCACCAUUAGCAGGGAAACUGGUCGAUGUCACAAAAAAUUACAAGUAUAUGUAUUUUUGCUGUGGAGCUAUUGUGAUUCUGGCCAGUAUUUGGCUCUUCAUCGGAAACUUCAUUAACUAUAGACUCUUAGAUCGUGAGCGCAGACGUGCAGAGAUGUACAAACGGACUGAGACAGAAGAUCCGGACCAAACUCUGGAUCAAAAGGAGGCUGAUGGCGAAGCCCAGGCCACUGAAGAACUGGUCGACGAAAGUCAGAAAGACGAGCAACCUAUGCAGCGGGAAACCAACAUCUAGAUUGUACUACUCUGCCAACACCUCACUGUCACCACUGCUGCAAUCUUGCCACACCCUCCACUAUGAUCAGACUGAGCUCCGAGCUAAGAGGUGCCUCCCGGUGUUCCGCCAGGCUCUAUCUGGGGUCCUCUACUUCUCUAAAGCCAAAGCAACAGCAGUGUUGUAGGAGAGGCUGUGAGGGAUAAAUUCUCUUUGACAAAAAGUAAAGUGUAACAUACUGUUUGCAUGUGAAGAGGCUAAAAGUCAAAAUGUUUGUGGAAUGUUUGUGGUAGUACUAACUGUAUUUUCUUUUUUCCAACAUUGAGCUUGUAUCGGAAAUACUAUAAACUGCGGCGUGUGGAGAAACACUCACAUGACACAGUGGCUGUUUGAGUCAGUACAAGGGAAUAUUGUUUCUGUCCUAUAAAACUAGGACAAGUGGGAGCAAUUGUAGCAGCAAAUUAAAAAAAUUGGCAGAUAAUUUUGAAACCUUCAUCAAAGAUUUAUCUGCUGCCAUUUAUUAAAAUAAUAAUAGUACUGACUCUGUUUUAAAGAGAUUUUCUGUGUGACCCAACAGAAAAUAUCUUUCCAUUCUUCCUGCUGCGUCUUCUGACCUGAAUGCAUCAUAAUUCCAACAGCACCAGCAACCACAUGUUUAAAAUAAAUAAGCCUCCUUAACAACAUAACUGGUAAAUAAGAUAGGGGUUUUUUGGCAUUCAAAGACAUUUCCGUCACUUAAACCAGUCUCCGUUACUUGUGAUGUCUUGACCACAGACUGCUGAUAAAAGAUGGACAUAACUUCUGAGUCAUAAAUGCAAAGCCAGUAUGGAAGUGCCUUAAAUAUGCAUUUUUUUUAAUGGCCACUGGGGGGUGCAAACAGUAGUCCAGUUUAAUGAAGGUCAAUACAGAUCACUAGAUCUUAUUUAAAAUGACAUAAAUGACAUAAAUUUUCAUUAAUUAUUGUGCAUAUAAAACUUAAGAGUAUCCUUUUGGGCAUGCUUUGUGAUUGACACAUUGUUACAUUGCAGGACUUCCUUUUUGUGGGAACCAAUCCUUUCAAAGCUCAAAGGUAGCGAUGGAAAAAAUGCUUAGCUCGAGGCUUUGCAUUGGGACUUCUCUAACUGAUGCUUAAUGACAUGGUGGUUAAAUCCAUCUUUUAUAUACAGUCUGUUCUUGAAGUUGAACUAAUUUCAACCUCUGGCUUCAGCCAACAAGCAAUUUCAUUUCCUUUUUGUUCAGCAUCUGGGUUGUUUGAGGUUCUACACCCAUAUUGGACAAGUUAAAUGGAGGGUGCUAAAUUGCUAGUGCAAAUAGCUUACCAGAAAAGGCAGAUGAAGGAAUCACCUUUGGCCAUAGUAAUGAACACACCCAUUCUACAAGUAUCAACAUUUAAAUUCAAGUUGUGAAGAAUGGGACUGUACCUAAUUGCACUGUGCUUUAUAUGGCAACUGGGUGCCCUAAAAUUCCAACUUCCAUAAAUAAGGUACAGAUGUGUUCACAGCUGGCGCCUGUGUAUUAUGCUGUCCAUCCGAGAACUCUAACUUUAUGCAGUAAAACCUGCCAAAAAGUCCAAGCUCUGAUCGGGUCAUAAAAUGCUACGUUAAAUGUCUUGGGUCCCAUAUUCUUAUACUCACAUAUACCGUGUGCCGCACUAAAAGUGAAAUGGCCACACUUCAUUCCAGACUUCAUUAUGAAAUUGCUGCAAUUCAGUGAAUUUAAUUAUGGUUGAAUGUAAUUUCCUCUGUGGGCCUUAAGAAGGUAUUAAUGACCAAAAACCAUCGAUUACGAGUGGUUUUCUACAUAUGAAGCCCAUAAGCAAUAUGCUCACAUUGUAACACAGCUAUACAGGGAAACAUAUUUAUAGUGACCAUUGCCUCUCCAUACUGUGAUACAUUGCCUUAAAUUUAGUGCAAUCAGUGCAGGGGAGACAGUGAAAACUUGAUGAAUCUUGAUAAAUCUUUGUGUUAAACGUGGUCCACCUCUUUGGUUUGAUUAACUUCCCAACUCAUGAGAAAUCAAUGUAAUGUGUGUAUACUACGUGAUAAAGCUUUAAGUAAUUGUAUUCUAUAUGCUGUAGUCAUUAACAAACUAAUUCACUAACAACCCGCGCACCAGUAUGUUAACAAGAUGAAGGAACACGUCACUAAUUAAGAAAUGCUAAUUGUGUCCAAGUGUGUCGUGUUCACUCAGAUAUUUUGGUUGUUAUAAAUGUCAGUGUUGUUCAGUAUGAUAUCCAUUACAUGUGUAUUUUUGUAAAGGUCACCCUGCUGUGCUGCUGAUCAGUUUUUGUCUGAAAACCUGGAGCUAAAACUGACCAAAUGAUAUCCUGCCACAGAUAAGAAAGCCAAACACAUUUGCAAGUAAUCAUGAACAUACACACUGGUCCCUUUAUAAAUGGUGGGAUGUGUAUUCAGAACUCUGAAAUCCUGAUAUCAAGCUGUGUAUCAGUGGUUCAACCAUAUCUUGUCUUUAUCUAAGACUCAUGAUAAUAAUGCUGUGAUAUCCUCUGUAGGUGGGUUUGAAUCGGCUGCUGUUUUGCUUGUCUGUGUGAACUCUGGUAUGAGUAUUGACCACUGCUGUGUUCUUUGUUUGUUUUGUUUCUUGCAGGUAAUAUUGUUCAGUUUCUUUGAGCUCUUUUUUGUCCUGGACUUAGUCUCACAUAUAUUUUCCUUUAAGAAUCACUUAAUCUGAAUCUCCUGUUAUGGCCGCUUGUCUCCAGAAAUGCACUUUAGUUCAUCAGCAUUUCAUUCCCGUAUCACACAGUAUUUUUAUAUACUGUCAUGUCUGUACCCUCCUACAUUUAAAGUCUGUGAAUGUUACUUUAUUCAGCCUGCACUUAAUUAGUGGAAAGAGGUUCACUAUGAAUGCUGCAAAAUCACUUCUAUCAAAUAGCACUGCCCCCUGCUGGUUUCAAGCCACAUGAAAGGUCAAGAAAGCCAGGUUGUUGUUUGUUACAUUUACCUAUUUAUAAUAUCAAAAACAAUUUAUUUUUCAUGGGAUAAAUACAUGAGCAUUUUUCUUUUCUAAACUAUAUUUUCUUGAUAUUUAUAGGUUGAAUUAUACACAAAAAACAAAGCAAAAUCUUGUCAUGUGAAAAUAUGGGGAAUAUAAAUUAAUUUCAGCACAAAGUUUCAUUCCUAUUUUUUCCAAUGCCCAAUUUUCCCGGUAAUUAAAAUGAUGCAGUAUGGAUAAUGUUAUUUAAGCAAAAAAAUAAAUAAAUAAAUCAUAUACCAUUAAAUUUAAUGUGUGGUAAGGUAAAUAACAUGCUUGGAAUGUUCUGAUAUUUACAUAUUGACAUCCAAAACAAGCAUUUUGUGUAUUUGUUUAAUUACGUUUAUUAUCAAUUAUAAGGUGUAGCAUCUCAAAGAUUGUGUUUAUUUUCUUUUUAUGUGUGUAUAUUUAGAAAGAAGACAUUUAUUUUGAAGUUUGCUUAAAACCAGUUUUAGCAGAGCGAUGACAUUUAAGCGAAUAAUAAUGACUCCUCCCCCUGUGGCAUUAUUUUUUUAACACAGUUAACUAUUAAGCAGCUUAAUUUAUUAUCCUGGUGUGUGGAGGAGGUGUCACUUCGCUGUAAGAUAUAUGCAGAUGCUAACGUUGUUGGACACUGGACAGCACUUUGCAGCUAACACCCUUAGCUUGUUGAAAUGAUAGCAGAUUGGAGCUUUUCAUUCAUAUAUUAAAUAAUAUAAAACAAAUCGUGAACUGUUAACUAUAAUGAUCUGUUUUUCUUUGAAUAAUGUGUAUUACAUUUCAAUAAAAUUAUUUUCUUUUUAUAUGAGAAUUUGGGGAAUUAGAGGUUUAUUCUCAGUUAAAUUUGUCUUUUUGUGCAUUUCAAAUUACCUUUAAAAAACACAAGCAAACACAAUUCCAGCUUGCAGGUGGAAUCUUCCCACACGUGUAUCACACUGCUUUAUGUUAAUGUGGAUAUCAGUAUGUGUCGCUGCUGAUUGUAUGGAAGGUCAUUUGCUUCUGGGAGGAGGAGGAAAUGUAAGCUAACUGUGCCUUAUUGUUUUAAACUGACAGAUAUAAACAUGGACAAUAGUGCAACUUC
Messenger RNA from Haplochromis burtoni (Burton's mouthbrooder), 5732 nucleotides. RefSeq names its product monocarboxylate transporter 2. The transcript has 5 exons. Gene Ontology annotation, molecular function: monocarboxylic acid transmembrane transporter activity. The record is from RefSeq and is a predicted model, not a curated record. Gene Ontology annotation, biological process: monocarboxylic acid transport; transmembrane transport. Gene Ontology annotation, cellular component: membrane. Bases 260 to 1702 code for a protein of 480 amino acids. Lineage: Eukaryota; Metazoa; Chordata; Actinopteri; Cichliformes; Cichlidae.